Pezoporus occidentalis (night parrot) is the source of this 3379-nucleotide messenger RNA. It is a transcript of the gene DIPK1A, whose product is annotated as divergent protein kinase domain 1A. Lineage: Eukaryota; Metazoa; Chordata; Aves; Psittaciformes; Psittacidae. The transcript is spliced from 5 exons. The record is from RefSeq and is a predicted model, not a curated record. The coding region runs from base 161 to 1447 and encodes 428 amino acids.
GGCGCCAGUGCCCGAGGGCCGCCGUACUCGCCCCUUCUUCCCUCGCCGCUGCCGCGCGUGUGCCGUGCCUAGCCGAGCCGGCGGCUGCGGCGGCAGGCGGGGAAGCGCUCCUCACCGCUCCGCCUCCGAUCGCCGCCCGCUGCGGGGAUGUGUGAUUGCCAUGGCGAGGCGGCUCUUCCCGGGGGCCUGGCUCAGGAAACCCCACUACGCGCAGGUACGUCUCUCAUAUAUGCGGAUGAAGUAUCUCUUUAUCUCUUGGUUAGUAGUAUUUGUUGGCAGCUGGGUUACAUAUGUUCAGUACUCCACCUACACAGAACUAUGCAGAGGACAUGACUGUAGGAAAAUAAUAUGUGAUAAAUACAAGACUGGAGUUAUUGAUGGGUCAGCAUGUAGUAGUCUUUGUGCUAAAGAAACACUGUAUUUUGGAAAAUGUUUGUCAACAAAGCCCAAUAACCAGAUGUAUUUAGGAAUCUGGGGAAGUCUGCAAGGUGUUAUAAAAUGCCAGAUGGAAGAAGCAGCUCAGCUUGAUCUUGGUACUGACCCAGAACCAAGGAAGGAAAUAGUCCUAUUUGAUAAACCAACAAGAGGAACCACUGUUGAGAAAUUCAAAGAAAUGGUAUAUAGUCUUUUUAAGGCCAAAUUAGGUGAACAAGGAAAUCUUUCAGAACUGGUUAAUCUCAUCCUCUCUUUUGCCGAUGGAAACAAGGAUGGUAGAGUUUCUUUGCCCGAGGCAAAAUCUGCAUGGGCACUGCUCCAGCUAGAUGAGUUUCUGUUAAUGGUGAUCUUGCAGGAUAAAGAACAUACUCCCAAGUUGAUGGGGUUUUGUGGGAAUCUCUAUGUGACCGAAAGAGUUGAAUAUACCUCUCUCUAUGGAAUCAGCCUUCCGUGGAUUAUAGAACUUUUCAUUCCCUCUGGCUUCAGGAGAAGCAUGGACCAGUGGUUUACUCCAUCAUGGCCAAGAAAAGCAAAAAUAGCCAUAGGGCUUUUAGAAUUUGUGGAAGAUAUUUUUCAUGGACCUUAUGGAAACUUUCUUAUGUGCGAUACAAGUGCCAAAAACUUGGGAUAUAAUGAUAAAUACGAUUUGAAAAUGAUAGACAUGAGAAAAAUUGUGCCAGAAAUGAACCUGAAGGAAAUAAUUAAAGAUCGCCAGUGUGAAUCAGAUUUGGACUGUAUUUAUGGUACAGACUGUAGAACUCUAUGCGACCAAAGCAAAAUGAGAUGUACCACAGAAGUAAUUCAGCCAAAUUUGGCAAAAGCCUGUCAGCUACUUAAAGACUAUCUGCUUCGUGGUGCUCCUUCUGAUAUCCAUGAAGAACUAGAAAAACAACUGUACUUGUGUAUUGCCCUGAAAGUCACAGCAAAUCAGAUGGAGAUGGAGCAUUCCUUAAUACUCAAUAACUUGAAAACUUUACUGUGGAAGAAAAUUUCCCAUACAAAUGAUUCUUAGCUUCUCCACCAGCAGAAGACAAUUGAUGCCUGCCACUAGAGUGGCCCACCCUGUUUGGUAAAAACUAACUCAGCAUUUUUUAAAGAUGGUUCUUUACUCAGAUUUAAUUAAAGAUUCUAACUCUUGCCCUUCAGUCAGUACCUUGUGACAGGGCUUCUCAAAGAAGGAACAUGCCACUGAAUGAUCUGGUAUUCUAGUGCCGUGUUACAGAAACAAAACCCCUGCAUGCUUGACUGUUCUGCGCACUUUGUCAGAUCUUGAACAGGCUGAAAGUAUUCUCUAUGCCACCACAUCAACUGAUGGAACAUCUUAGGAUCCUGUGAAAACCAUUGCUCGCUUGUGAAAUACCCGCGAAAGAAACAUCAUUAUCCCAAGUAGUUUGAUGAAGAACCACCACUACCGCAAAUUACGUGUCUUGAGUCCAAGCUGCUGUUGUGGAUAAACUGAACUGUGAGAUUGAAGUUUACUAAUACCUUGGCAUGGCAGAAUUUGCACAUUAAUAAUUUUUAAACUGUGGAAAAUUAAGAGUGUUCUUCUAAGGACUGACAGGUUAUGAGAGUUAAAUCAGAUUCUGUUUACACCUUGUUACCUCAUGCUUGAAUCUUGAAUGUUUAAGUAGUUAACACUUCUUAAGCCCUUAUACAGUGAACGUUGGGAGCCAAGAAUUUUAGUGUAUGUUAUUUCUGAAAUUCAUGUAUGUAGGCUAACAGCAAUAUCAGCAUCUGUUUCAAAAAAAAACCCUUGUGUUGUACCUCAGUUGAAACCUUUGACCCAAAUUAAGCUGUAGCAAAUACUGAAAAGUAAGGAGUUUGUGGAAUAAGCUAUCAUAUGAGGACCUAAUUUUUUUUAAAUAUUGACAGCAAAAAGUCCUAAAAGUGAAAAUAGGAAGGUUGCAUAAUGUAGGAGUCUGCUGUAUGACAUGUGAAACAAAUAAUAGCUGUGGAUAGUCUUGACUCUUCACUGUCCCUCCAAAUUUAGCUACAGACUUAUACUUAGAUCCUCUUGAGCUAUUGUGGGAAAUAUGUAAGCCAGAGCAUAGAGCUAACCUGUAGGACAGAAGCAGGAUUAUUCAGGAUCACAAAAUACUGCUUAAAUGUUCCACCUCAUUCUUGGCUGUUACCAAGCUCUAGUAUAUUACUGUUCUUUUUUUUUCUAGCAGCAUCUACAAGUCACUGUUAGGUCUCAAGUCAUGAGUAAAUAACCACUACCUGAUCCUGGCACUCCAUAUGGCAUGAUCACUGUACCACCUUUAAUCUGCAUCUAUUGUUUCUCAGAUGCACAUCUAUGUUCACAAUUUUGCAGGAAUAGGUAUCCAUAAAACACCUUAAUACUGUCCUCAAAAACACCUGUUAAUGUUUCAUUUAUAAAUGCUUUAGGUAUGAAGUAGUUCAAUCCUUAAUGAUUUUAAUGGCAGUCAUCCACAUCCUUCUAAAUGCUGGCCCCUUCAUUCAUUUUCAGAGGUAAGCAGGACAAGCUUUAUUUAAAUAUUUGAAAGGUUGUUGAUUGCUUUUAGGUAUCCUUUAUUAAAUGCAUUCCUUGAGCGGUUAAACUGAAAUACAGGACCAACAAAGUCAUUUCUCCAUUCUGUAUGUAACAGUAUGCAGCUUGGGUUGAGAGUGUACUGGUCUGUAAACAUCAGCUUUUUAGUUUAAGAAUUACUCUGCUGAUUAUUUUCUUUAACUUGAUGUCCCUCCACAAGCUCGAAACCAUUUGUAGACAGCAAUGCACUCAAGUGUAAAGUGGCCAUGUUCUUGGUGGAAAAACAUAAUUAUUACUAGGUUUUGGGCAGAGAUUAUUGAAUCCGAACUGUUGGGUAUUUUAAACAACUGGAAAACAUGUUUUAAUAGUGGUUUCUUGUACAGAACCUUCAUUUUUAUUGCUGUUGCCUCAAGUUGGAGCUUUCAUUGGAAAAAAUACAUUGUUUACAAUAUA